GUGGAACCGGAAUCGCAAGAUGGUGACAGAAACAUGAAGGUGAAGGUUCGUCUUUCCUCAACUCGCAAGUUCAUUUUGACGCUCGAGGACGAAACUCUGGGUGCUCUCAAGGCCCAGAUCAGGAAGUUCGUCCUUGAAGCUUACCAGGAGGAUGUCAGGGAACCACUGGCCGUCAGCCUCAACGGCACUGAUCCCCUGGCUGGCGGCGAUGAUGUCCCCCUGGCCAGCCUAGGGGUGGUGCCAGGGGACAUGCUGACUGUGCUGCAGCCCCGCCCUGGCCAGCAGGCACCACCCUCAGCCACACCCCCACAAGUUCCUCCAGCCCCCAAGGAAUGCUCCAAACCCAAACCAGAACAGAAGGAACCUGAGCCACCCCCAGCCACCCUAUCUGCACCCACAGCCACCCCUACCCCUGUCAAAUCCUGUGGGGUGACGGCAAAGGAUGUGGGGGAGCAGGGGCCGAGGGAGCUGCUGAUGGAGGCGGUGGACGGGACGGCCCCCCGAGCUCUAGAGGAGCUGCUGGGACAGUGUGGGCCAGUGGGGCUAAGUGGCACCCUCAAUCUGGUGCUGCACCUCACCAUGCUGGAGUGUGGCUUCCAGCUGGACGGAGUACCACACCCUCCCCCGGGCUGGGCAGAGACUGUGGCAGUGUUCCCGUACCGCAGCACGGCACACCCCGCCUUCCGCUGUAAACUGGUGCUGAUGGACGUAGGUUGGAACAAGCAGGUGAUGGCCAGCUUCCCGGAGCAGGAUGGGGAGGUGAAGCACAGCCUGGCCAUGGCUGACCACCUCAGGGGUCCUGCCAGUGGCCAUGUGGUGGCCAAGGACCUGGUGAAAGUUGCACAGCUGUCCCAGCAGCUGCGUGAUGCUGUGCUGCUACCACUGCAGGUGGCAGCUCACCAGGCCCUGGGGGUACCAGCUCCCUGGCACCUGGCCGGCCUGCCUCAGGAGCUGGUGCUGGCUGUGGCUGCCAUGCUGGACUAUCGGAGUGUGGUAGCGCUGGCCAGCACCUGUCGCCGUCUACAGGCUGUGCUGGCUGAUGACCGGCUGUGGCGCAGCCUGUACCGCAGGGACUUCCCUGGUCAGAAGGAGGGAGCCACCCCAGUGGGGGCCAACUGGCAGACCAAGUACAGACAGGCUGAGCUGAACCGCAGGGAGCGAAAGCGUGUGUUGGAUGAAGGACACUUUGUGGUGCCUGGCGUGUACCCAAACAGCCCCUUCCUGCCCUCUGUACCUGGCCACCCCAAUCCUUUCAACCCACGUCCCAACCCCUUCCUGGACCCCGAUAGCCCUUACUUCCAGGGGGAGGUUCCCCACGUGCCAGGGGUGUACCCAGACAUGCCUGACCCCCUGGGACCUCUGGGACCUGGAGGACCUCUGGGGCCACUGCACCCAGGCCAUCCUCGCCAGCCGCCCUUCAUACCAGGCCGCCCCAGGAAUCCCAGGGGGCCCAGGUUUGAUUUCUUCAUGUGAGGGGACAGCCAACCACCAGCAGGCAUGCAAGGGCUGUGUGGUGUGGCAGUGCUGCAUGGGGAGUGUGUACUGAAGCUACAGUGGUGUGUGCAUGCUGCUGUGUGUCAGGCACCCACACAGAUGACACAGAGCAAGGUGGUGGCAGAGAUGUGGUCCGGGAGAUACCUUGCAGCAAUGGAGACAGCCAGACUAGCCACUGGUCCCUCGCCCCAGCAAGCUUAUGAACCAGGAGUGGGGAGUCUGGCCAUCCGUGACGCAGCACACACCAACACAUGCACCGACAGCUGCUGCAACACAUCAACAGCUGCUGGUGCUGCCUGUGUUGUGGUGUGCCCUGCAGGAGACAUUAUAGGGAGAUUUAAGUGUCUUCAUAUUUACUGCAAAGCUUCCCCUGCUAACUUGUAUAGCCUUGAGUGUCACAGCUUUGAUUUCCAUCCCACCAACACAACACACAGCACAGGGCAGAAGCAUCAAUGUUGUGGAAAGGGUGCAGAUUACCCAGUACUCACCCACUCUUCCUUUCCCUCCAUCACUCACCACACAGAAAUGAGACUGAAGUAAUGUUUUUAAUACAUAUUCAAUUUAUAGUUUCCCUUUGACAAUUUUGUAAGUUUAUGAAGGAUUCCCUGGUAACUUGGUGAAGGUUUGAGUGUGAUGGCUUUCACUUCUCUGUUCCCAGCACUUCAUUAGGCAAUCAGCUGUCUUGUGAGUGAGUGUGCCUUGGGAGUGUGAAAUGCCAUACUUUAUUUACUGUCUUAUGUUUGUAUAAUCCCAAAUGUGUGUGUGUGUGUGUAUUUGUGUUUUUAUAUAUGAAAGGACGACUGGUGAAGGGCAACAAAAAUAUAAAGAAAAAAGGCCCACUCAGUCGCCAGUUUCUUUACAGAGCCGAUAGAAUUAGCCAAAGGACAGGGACAAAUGUCUUGAAACCUUCCUCUUGAAUGAAGUCAGUCAUAGGAAGUUGGAAAUAUAGACAUGGGUAGGGAGCUCCAGAGUUUAAGUGUGUGUGUGUGUGUGUGAUUUUGUCAGCAGGGAGACACUUGUAGGGCUGAUAAUGAUAAAAAAUAGCAUGUAAAGGGGAAUGAUUCAUUACAACUCUAUUUACAAUGGUUUAUUAUAUAGUCUCAUUUACACAACACACAUAAAGGUUCCACUGCGCAUCAUAGAAAAAUUAUAGUUGUUUCCUGUCUUCAUCUAUUUCACACACACACACACACACACUCAAAUCAUAUAAAUAAUUGUGCCAUUUUUUACCCUCUUCAUCCACCCAACACACACACACACACAUUUUCAGUCCAAAUGUACCUUAAAUAAUAACCUUUCUUUCAUUCUUUUGCCGACUUGUUGCUUAUUUAGUUAACUUUCAAAACCAGUUCGUUAAUUUUUCAACUUUUAUUUCACCGACUUGUUCCUCUCUCUCUCUCUCUCUCUCUCUCUCUCUCUCUCUCUCUCUCUCUCUCUCUCUCUCUCUCUCUCUCUCUCUCUCACAAUGGAACCAAGGUGUAAUUUGUUCUUCCCUUACUGUGCCACUCCAUUAUAUAAACCGUGUGGCAAUUAUCCUGGUUGUCACACGCCCAUAUUCAGAAAUGCCUUCCCCUCUCACUACGACAAUUUUGCAAGGCCACAGAGAACAUAAGCCAGGUUUUCAAGAGUUUCUCCUCUUAAUAAACUAGAUGUAUUGCCACUCUAUCACCAGAAUCAUAGACAUACACUUAGAAUCAUGAGUAUCUUCAAUUGGAGUCUUUGGAAAGCAGUGAUGGUGAGAGAGCAGAGCAUUCCAGAAUAUGGGGGAUACUCUGCAGGGUUUAUACAAUACUAAUAAAGAAAGAGAAGUUGU
Molecule: messenger RNA, 3307 nt
Organism: Portunus trituberculatus (swimming crab)
Lineage: Eukaryota; Metazoa; Arthropoda; Malacostraca; Decapoda; Portunidae
Product: F-box only protein 7-like
Exons: 2
Coding region: 34-1473 (479 amino acids)
Biological process (GO): autophagy of mitochondrion; positive regulation of autophagy of mitochondrion
Molecular function (GO): protein kinase binding
Source: RefSeq, a predicted model, not a curated record